This is a messenger RNA of Triticum urartu, 3102 nucleotides long. RefSeq names its product importin subunit beta-1. The record is from RefSeq and is a predicted model, not a curated record. Gene Ontology annotation, molecular function: small GTPase binding. Gene Ontology annotation, biological process: protein import into nucleus. Lineage: Eukaryota; Viridiplantae; Streptophyta; Magnoliopsida; Poales; Poaceae.
GCCGCCCCUCCCGCAUCGUUGAACCAACCGAGCUCCAAAGUAAACCCCGCGCCCAAAAUCCCCAAACCCUAACCGCUACACCACCCGACCCCACCCCACCCGGCGGAGCGGCAGCUCCCCGGCCGCCCGGCGGUAAUCAGCGCCGGCGAGGGAAGGUGCCGGGAAGUCGGCGGCGACCUGCGGGAUACCGGGACAGGCGGCACACGGUCGCUGAAGAGCGAGCGCGCGAGCUGCCGAGGAGCAGUGAAGCCCCCGCCACAGCCCCCAACGAGACUCGCUACAGACAACACGGACAGUUGAUACAGCCAUGGAUAUCACUCAGAUUCUCCUAGCUGCGCAAUCUCCGGACGGUAACCUUCGGUCCGUAGCAGAAAGCAGCCUUAAGCUGUUUCAGGAGCAGAAUCUUCCCAGGUUCCUGCUGUCCUUAUCAGUGGAGCUCUCGAAUGACGGAAGGCCGCCAGAGUCUAGAAGACUUGCUGGCAUUAUCCUUAAGAAUUCGUUGGAUGCUAAGGAUUGUUCAAGGAAGGAGCUACUUGGUCAGCAAUGGGUCAGCCUGGACUUGUCGAUCAAAUCGAGGAUUAAGGAAUCGUUGCUGCUAACGCUAGGAUCUUCGGUGCCUGAUGCAAGGCAGGUCUCAUCACAGGUUAUUGCAAAGGUCGCCUCCAUUGAGAUGCCCCGUCGUGAAUGGCCAGACCUCAUUGCCAAGUUAUUGGGAAACAUAACGCAGCAGGGUGCAUCUGCGCCACUGAAGCAAGCAACUCUAGAGGCGCUGGGGUAUGUCUGCGAGGAGAUUUCUCCUGAGCACUUGGAGCAGGAUCAAGUCAAUGCUGUUCUGACCGCUGUGGUCCAGGGAAUGAACCAGGCAGAGCUAAGUGUUGAAGUCCGUCUUGCAGCAGUUAAAGCUCUAUAUAACGCUCUUUAUUUUGCUGAUAGCAACUUUGCAAAUGAUAUGGAGAGGAAUUAUAUAGUGAAGGUAAUUUGCGAGACUGCUGUAUCUAAUGGAGUGGAGAUCAGACAGGCAGCUUUUGAAUGCCUUGUUGCAAUUGCAUCCAUAUAUUAUAUGCACUUGGAACCUUAUAUGCAAACUGUAUUUAACCUGACGUCUAACGCUGUCAAAGGAGAUGAAGAAUCAGUUGCACUUCAAGCUAUUGAGUUCUGGAGCACAAUUUGUGAUGAAGAGAUUCAACUCCAAGAAGAAUAUGAGGGAUAUGACAAUGCCGACUCUAGUGCAAAUUUUCGCUUUAUAGAAAAGGCACUCCCUUCACUUGUUCCAAUGCUGCUCGAAACUCUGUUGAAGCAAGAGGAAGAGCAAGAGCAAGAUGAUAAUGUCUGGAACAUUUCCAUGAGUAGCGGGACGUGCCUCGGACUCAUUGCUAAAGCUGUUGGUGAUGCGAUUGUCCCUCUUGUCAUGCCAUUUGUUGAGGCUAACAUCACAAAUCCAGAUUGGCAUUGUCGUGAGGCAGCUACUUUUGCAUUUGGUUCUAUCCUUGACGGUCCUUCUCUUCCGAAACUUGCUCCACUGGUACAUGCUGGACUCGAUUUCUUGCUCAAUGCAAUGAAAGAUCCCAACAGCCAGGUAAAAGACACCACUGCAUGGACUCUUGGGCGUGUGUUUGAAUUUUUGCAUUCUCCAACAAGUGUGAAUCCAAUUGUAACAAGUGGAAACCUUAUGCAUAUCAUGACAGUGUUGCUCGAGAGUAGUAAGGAUGCUCCAAAUGUGGCUGAGAAAGUCUGUGGAGCUAUAUACUUUCUUGCCCAAGGUUAUGAAAAUACAGCAGAUUCAGUUUCUUCUGUGCUUACACCUUAUCUUCCUAGUGUCAUCACCACUCUCCUUUCUGCUUCGGACUGUGCUGACACGACCCAUUUUAGGCUUCGUUCAUCUGCUUAUGAAGCAUUGAAUGAGAUUGUGAGAGUCAGCAACAUAGAUGAAACUUCAAGCAUUAUAGGCCAGUUAUUGCUGGAGGUCAUGAGAAGAUUGAAGUUGACAUUUGAUCUGGAAAUAUUUUCAUCAGGCGACAAGGAGAACCAGAGUGACCUGCAGGCUUUGCUGUGCGGUGUACUGCAGGUCAUCGUCCCGAAACUGAGCAACUCAGAUGCGGAGCCCAUUAUCACCCAGAAUGCUGAUCAGUUGAUGUUUCUGUUUCUCCGUGUCUUUGCUUGCCACGGUUCUACUGUACAUGAAGAAGCAAUGCUUGCUAUUGGUGUUCUUGCGGAUGCUAUCGGUCCAGAUUUUGUAAAAUACAUGCCGGAGUUUUUCAAGUACCUUGAAGCAGGCUUGCAGAAUCAUGAAGAAUACCAAGUAUGCUCCAUUUCUGUUGGAGUGGUGGGUGACAUUUGCCGUACACUAGAAGAUAAAGUGUUGCCAUUCUGUGAUGGAAUUAUGACUGUUCUCCUCAAGGAUCUUUCAAAUCCAAUGCUCAACCGGUCUGUCAAACCUCCCAUUUUCUCAUGCUUUGGAGACAUUGCUCUUGCUAUUGGCGAGAAUUUUGAGAAAUACCUGCCAUAUGCCAUGCCAAUGCUUCAAGGAGCUGCUGAGCUUGUUGUUGUUUUAGAUCAAAGUGACGAUGAUAUGGUUCACUAUGGUAAUCAGCUCAGACGGGGAAUAUUUGAGGCUUACUCUGGCAUAUUACAGGGUAUAAAAGGUCCAAAAGCUCAGCUGAUGGUACCUUAUGCAACCCACCUGUUGCAGUUCACCGAAGCUGUCUACAAGGAUGGGAGCAGGGAUGAGAGUGUGACAAAGGCUGCAGUUGCAGUCCUUGGUGAUCUCGCGGAUACACUUGGCCCAAUAUCAAAAGAUCUGUUCAGGAACCACCUCUUCCAUGUCGAAUUCUUUAGGGAGUGCCUUGAUUCGGACGAAGAGGUCAGGGAGACUGCAUCGUGGGCGCAGGGAAUGAUAAACCAAGCAGUGGUUGCUUAAUAUGCGAAAUCAUUUUCUGUUGUUGGUUUUGCUGGAGGUUUCUUCUUGUGCAUCUGUAAAGUCCAUUUGCCACGGAUGAAUGGAAGAAUUCCAAUGUAUAUGUAGUGUCAGUAGUAGGGGAUCCUUCAGUGAUGUGUUCGACUUGAACUGCUAAACUUACUAAUGUGUUUGACUUGUUGCUUAUC